CGUCUCAGUUGCCCAGCGAACGUCGCAGCGCGCGGCUGCAGAAAGCGCACAGAAAGAAAGUGUUGAAAGAAAGCACAACAAAACAACAACAACAACAACAACAACGAAAAGCUCCAAGGCGGCGCUUGAACUCGGCUCUCAGGCUACAAACAAACAAAACGGCAAAUAUACACAAAAAAAAACCCUCUCGCAAUCGUACGAUCUCGUUCUCUAACUCUUUCUCUGUCACUGUCUCCUUUAACACAGUUCUAAGAAGUGUUCAGCAAACACGUUGAGAUUUUGGACGAACGCCAUCGAUUGAAACAUGAGCUCGGCUAUUGUGGGCGCCGCGUCGGCAAUUGGAGGCGCGGUGACGGCGGCAACAAGCAACAGUUGGUUCAUACCGAUGCUGAUGGCAGCGGUUGCCUAUUUCCAGUAUGAGGAGAUCAUGGAUCCCGAAUCAAAACCCAGCGAUGUGAGCAGCGAUGACAUACUCGAUCACUAUGAUUUCAUUGUGAUAGGCGCCGGUUCUGCCGGCGCUGUUGUUGCCAAUCGUUUGACCGAGGUCGAGAACUGGAAUGUCCUGUUGCUGGAGGCUGGUGGCGAUGAGACCGAACUGACGGAUGUACCGCUCAUGGCCGGUUAUCUGCAACUCUCGAAGAUCGACUGGCAGUAUAAGACCGAACCUUCGGGAACUUCAUGUUUGGCUAUGCAAGGUGGACGCUGCAAUUGGCCCAGGGGCAAGGUCUUAGGAGGAUCAUCUGUCCUGAACUACAUGUUGUAUCUCAGAGGCUCAAAGAGAGACUACGAAAACUGGGAGGCUCUCGGCAAUCCCGGCUGGUCGUAUCGCGAUGCCCUCUACUACUUCAAGAAAUCGGAGGACAAUACUAAUCCCUACUUGGCCAGCACACCCUACCAUGCCACCGGCGGCUAUUUGACUGUGGGCGAGGCACCUUACCACACGCCCCUGGCGGCUAGCUUCGUUGAGGCUGGCGUGGAGAUGGGCUACGACAAUCGCGACUUGAAUGGCGAGAAAAUGACGGGAUUCAUGAUUGCCCAGGGCACCACAAGACGUGGUUCGCGCUGCUCGACAUCCAAGGCGUUCUUGCGACCCGCUCGCCUCCGUCCUAAUCUGCACAUCUCGAUGAACUCGCAUGUUACCCGCAUCAUGAUCGAUCCGGUCACCAAGCUGGCAUUUGGCGUCGAGUUUGUUAAAGAUCAGAAGCUGUAUCAUGUGCGUGCCACCAAGGAAGUGGUGCUGUCUGGUGGCUCGGUGAACAGUCCGCAACUGCUGAUGCUGAGCGGUGUUGGACCACGCAAGGAGUUGACCAAGCAUCGCAUUCCGGUUAUCAAGGAGUUGAGCGUUGGCGAGAAUCUGCAGGAUCACAUUGGUCUCGGUGGCUUGACAUUCCUCGUGAAUCAGCCCGUUUCUAUUGUGGAGAAUCGCUUUCACACGAUGUCAACGGUGCUGCAGUAUGCAGUCUUUGGCCAAGGUCCUCUCACCAUACUCGGGGGCGUCGAGGGUCUCGCCUAUGUGAACACAAAGUAUGCGAACAGUUCACUGGACUGGCCGGACAUUGAGUUCCACUUUGUGUCGGGUUCAACUAAUUCCGAUGGCGGAUCACAGCUGCGCAAGGCACACGGAUUGACGGACGCAUUCUAUAGGUCGGUCUUUGAGCCGAUCAACAAUCGGGAUGCAUGGAGCAUAAUACCGAUGUUGUUGCGUCCCCGCAGCGUGGGCAGCAUCAAGUUGCGCAGCAGCAAUCCCUUCGACUAUCCCUACAUCUUUCCCAACUAUCUGACCGAUGAGUUCGAUAUGAAGACUCUAAUUGAGGGUGUCAAAAUAGCCGUAGCCCUCUCCCGAACGAAGGCUAUGCAACGCUUUGGCUCACGUCUUUCCAGCAUACACUGGCCGGGAUGUGAGCAGCUGGCUCCCUUCACCGACGCCUACUGGGAGUGUAUGGUGCGUCGCUAUACUUCGACAAUCUAUCAUCCCGUCGGCACCUGCAAGAUGGCACCGUAUUGGGACAAGGAUGCGGUAGUAGAUGCCAAGUUGCGGGUGUACGGCAUACGUGGUCUGCGGGUGAUCGACGCCAGUAUCAUGCCCAAGUUGGUCUCGGCCAAUACGAAUGCGCCCGUAAUUAUGAUUGCUGAGAAAGGCAGCGAUAUGAUCAAGGAGUUUUGGAUUAAGAACACAAUAGUCUGAUAGGGAGACAGCAUUUGGUAUGAGAGUGAAUCUGAGUGUGAAUGCGAGCGUGAAUGAGUGAGUGCGUGAAUGUUUGAGGUCUUUACACUUAAGGGAUUUUUCCUCCGAGAACCCAAAUUUAUUUUCUUUUUUUUGUUAUGCUUAAGACAAUCCCAUGUAUUUAUUGUAACUGUACGAACAAGUCAAACCAAGUGACCAUUAAAUGAGUAUUUCGACCGAG
This is a messenger RNA of Drosophila sulfurigaster albostrigata, 2405 nucleotides long. RefSeq names its product glucose dehydrogenase [FAD, quinone]. The record is from RefSeq and is a predicted model, not a curated record. NCBI's taxonomy places the organism in Eukaryota, Metazoa, Arthropoda, Insecta, Diptera, Drosophilidae. Bases 305 to 2185 code for a protein of 626 amino acids. Gene Ontology annotation, molecular function: flavin adenine dinucleotide binding; oxidoreductase activity, acting on CH-OH group of donors. The transcript is spliced from 3 exons.